UUUCCAAGGAAUUCGUUGGAACCCAUCCACAUUUUCUGCUCUAUUAUUCUUAUUGUAUUAUCAUCUCUUCUCCUCCCCUUGAUUCUCGGCUUCAAUCGUCCGUCCCAGAAUGAAGCUCUAAAAAGCUUUCAACUUUACUCACAAGAGUUGACCCAGAAGCCUUAUUCCCCACCCCCCAAAAAACUCCGGCCAGUUAGUUUUCCUUCCAUUUGAAGAAAUUUACAUUCCAAUCCUCUCCUCAACUUCCAUCUCAGUUUUGCCUUUGCCGUGUUGGUGUUUGUGACCUCUGUUUCUGUGUUCAGCUUUACUUGCCAGUCAGUCCUUUCCUUUUAGUCAUCGGCCCCAAAAUAGAAAACCCACCAAAAGAAGAAGAAGCAAUUCUAGAUAAGAGUUUUCCACGACAGACAGGUAGCAAUUGUUGGGCCGAUGGUGGGUUUGUCUUGGAAUCAGUCGGGGUUUUCAUUUUAAACCCAUGCCGCCGCCACGGUUUAUGUGAAUUUCCUGCUCUGUUUCCUUCCUCCCUAAGUCAACUAGGUGAAACUUCUAUUCGAUUUACAAUCCUUACCCCGAGUAGGAGACUUCUGACCCAUCGGACCUAUAUAUACACCGAGAAUUACCAAAACCCAGAUUCCAAUUCCUUUUUCUUUUUUCGGGAAGCAAACAGAGUAUUAUUUACUUGUUAAAGUUCGCGUCUUUUUUUUUUUCUCCUUUUAAUGGGAGGGAGAAAUUCGAAGGAGUCGGCUGGUGGCAGUCGGAGGGAGUUCUCGUCUUACGAUUCCUUCAACUACCGUUACCCUCCGCCGGCAGCAGCGCCGCCGUAUUCCGAGUCGCAGCCGUACUACACGCCUCAGCAUCCUCACGCGCCGCCGCCGUCGUCAUCAUCGGCGUACGGUUAUGAACCGGAAAGGCCUCCUCAGCCGCAGAAGAGGUUGGAUAGAAGGUACUCCAGGAUUGCCGACGAUUACAAGACUUUAGAUCAGGUUACUGCUGCACUUGCUCAAGCUGGGUUGGAAUCAUCUAAUCUCAUUGUUGGCAUUGACUUCACCAAGAGCAAUGAAUGGACAGGUGCCAGGUCAUUCAACCACAAAAGCUUGCAUCACAUUGGCAAUGAUCCAAACCCGUACGAACAAGCCAUAUCCAUCAUUGGAAGGACUUUGUCCGCCUUCGAUGAAGAUAACCUGAUUCCUUGUUAUGGCUUUGGAGACGCUUCGACACAUGACCAAGAUGUGUUUCAGUUCUAUCCGGAAGAGAGAUUCUGUCAGGGAUUCGAGGAGGUGCUGUCCCGGUACAGAGAAGUUGUUCCUCAGCUUCGGCUAGCUGGGCCAACGUCCUUUGGACCAAUGGUCGAAAUGGGCAUUAGCAUUGUUGAGCAAAGUGGUGGCCAGUACCACGUUCUUGUCAUAAUUGCUGAUGGUCAGGUGACACGGAGUGUUGACACAGAGAACGGCCAUCUCAGUCCUCAAGAGCAGAAGACUAUUGAAGCAAUUGUCAAAGCGAGUGAAUACCCUUUGUCGAUUAUCCUAGUCGGUGUUGGCGAUGGGCCUUGGGAUAUGAUGAGAGAGUUUGAUGAUAAUAUCCCUGCUAGAGCCUUUGAUAACUUCCAGUUCGUAAACUUCACAGAGAUCAUGGCCAAAAAUGUUAACCAAACAAGAAAAGAAACAGAAUUUGCUCUUGCUGCGUUGAUGGAGAUCCCCGCUCAAUACAAAGCCACUCUUGAGCUUGGCUUAUUGGGUAGGCGUCGAAAGGGGAGUGGUCCAGAGAGGAUAGCUCUACCUCCACCACAAUAUGGUCGAUCUUCCCAUGGUGGCAAUGUGAAGCCCUUCCGAUCAACUAGCUUCCAGCAGCGAGUGCCUUCAUACCCGGACUAUAAUUCAGCAGCAGCAGCCAGCUAUAGUGCGCCACCAGUGAGCUCAGCUCAACAUUCGAGUUCUGAGUCUGACAACAAGGUACAAAAGACAGGCUCUUGAUCACUUGGUCUACACACAUUGACCUGUUCCGGAUGUUCAUUGAAGCUCGUUCUAAAGAUGAAAGGUGCUAACUUUCCUGUUUUUUCCAUCCCUUUGGGCAAACACAGGCUUGUCCCAUUUGUCUUUCCAUCCUAAGAACAUGGCAUUUGGCUGUGGCCAUCAGACUUGUAUUGAAUGUGGAGAAGACCUGCAAUCGUGCCCCAUCUGCCGGAGCGCGAUACAGACUAGAAUCAGGCUGUAUGGAUAAAAAGAUCGAGCAGUGAUCCCCAGCCACAACUCGCCACAGACCCGUACGAACUUAAAUCAAGGCGCGAGAAGAAGCUCGUUUCGUAGUGUACAGAGGGGUGUCAUGAUUUUUUUGGAAGCGUCCUGUAUGUUGCAUUCCUUGGACCACAGAUACCACAGACAGGAAUGGAGGAGAUGGAACAAAGUGAUAGCUGAUAAGGUGGCAUUGGUAGAGAAUGGUGUGUGUGUUUCUUAGGUGUUAGGAAUGAUGAUUUGGAUGGAUUCUGUCUUCUGGCUGCUGGGAGCUCUCUCCACUCCCAACACCCAUUCCUCCAUUAUUGUUUUUCUUGCCUCCCUUUUGUUUUUCUACUUUGCCUAGGCUGCGUGAGAAGAUUAUUGAGUGUGAUUUGGGUAAAGGUUACCACUUACCACUGCCAUGUGAAUAAAUAUUCCAUUCCAAUAAUGAAAAAAAUUUAUCAGCUAUGGCCUAUGGGUAGGAUAAGGGGCUGUAUGUCAGGUGUGUUUGCUUCAAAUACAUGAAUUUGAAAU
Linum tenue is the source of this 2741-nucleotide messenger RNA. NCBI's taxonomy places the organism in Eukaryota, Viridiplantae, Streptophyta, Magnoliopsida, Malpighiales, Linaceae. The record is from the annotation of a GenBank genome assembly.